Molecule: messenger RNA, 498 nt
Organism: Rhinopithecus roxellana (golden snub-nosed monkey)
Lineage: Eukaryota; Metazoa; Chordata; Mammalia; Primates; Cercopithecidae
Product: gametocyte-specific factor 1-like
Source: RefSeq, a predicted model, not a curated record
AUGGAAGAAACUUACACUGACUCCCUGGACCCUGAGAAGCUAUUGCAAUGCCCCUAUGACAAAAACCAUCAAAUCAGGGCUUGCAGGUUUCCUUAUCACAAGUGCAGAAAGAAUCAUCCUGAUGUUGCAAGCAAAUUGGCUACUUGUCCCUUCAAUGCUCACCACCAGGUUCCUCGAGCAAAAAUUAGUCAUCAUAUCUCAAGCUGUGAUGACAGAAGUUGUAUUGAGCAAGAUGUUGUAAACCAAACCAGGAGCCUUAGACAAGAGACUCUGGCUGAGAGCACUUGGCAGUGCCCUCCUUGUGAUGAAGACUGGGAUAAAGAUUUGUGGGAACAGACCAGCACCCCAUUUGUCUGGGGCACAACUCACUACUCUGACAAUAACAGCCCUGCAAGCAAUAUAGUUACGGAACAUAAGAAUAACCUGGCUUCAGGCUUGCGAGUUCCCAAAUCUCUGCCGUAUGUUUUGCCAUGGAAAAACAAUGGAAAUGCACAGUAA